Molecule: messenger RNA, 1608 nt
Organism: Fopius arisanus
Lineage: Eukaryota; Metazoa; Arthropoda; Insecta; Hymenoptera; Braconidae
Gene: Tango14
Product: transport and golgi organization 14
Exons: 4
Coding region: 198-944 (248 amino acids)
Cellular component (GO): dehydrodolichyl diphosphate synthase complex; endoplasmic reticulum membrane
Molecular function (GO): ditrans,polycis-polyprenyl diphosphate synthase [(2E,6E)-farnesyl diphosphate specific] activity
Source: RefSeq, a predicted model, not a curated record
AUGCCGCCAGUCUGACCACUACCUUCACUGGUGUCUGAUGAUUGUCUGACUACAGGAUGUCAUCAUCCUCGUGAUAGACACCGGUUGUCGUACCAAAACGUGUGCCAACAUCAGUGAAAGACACCGAAGACUCCAGGGUCCACUGCUCCCAAGGAAAGUAGUAUGUGGCAUAAAUUCUGUGCAAUCCACGUGGAAAAAUGUCAACGUUGCUGCACGCUGUCCUGCCUAUCGUCCACUUCGUUUACAGCGUUUACCUCGUUAUCUCGACCCAGUGGGCGUUAAUUCAGAGUCGGUUUUGGAAAAAAUUCAGUUGCACUGCCUCAGGAAGUCCUGAGUGGGACGUGAGUGGAAUUAAAAAAUUACCUGGACACUUGGCUGUUGUUGUUGGGUUCGAGGAUGUAUCCUUCGUUGAUCUCGCCAAGAUUAUUUGCUGGACGGCUAGUUUACGAAUACCACAUGUCAGUUUUUAUGAUUUGGAUGGAGUCAUCAAAAAGAAUUCAAGCAAAUUGAGGAGAGAAUUCGAAAUCCUGAGGCCUAAUCUUGACUUGAGAGUCACUUGGGAGCCGGACAAAACCUCAACAAAAGAUCACACAGCGAAUGAAAUCAAUGGCUUCACAUCCACGAAGGUCCACUUUUUAUCAUACGACAAUGGUAAACACGGUAUAAUUGAGUUUACUAAGGAAUUGUCACACGCGGUGAGCCAAGGAUUUCUGAAAACUAGUGAAAUUGACAUAAAACUGAUAGACGAGAAAUUGCAGUACAAUUUCCCUGAUCCUGAUCUUGCGAUCGUCUGUGGCAAGACAUUUUCCACAUUUGGAGUACUUCCAUGGCACAUACGCGUAACUGAAUUUGUUCAUUUAUCAACUCAUCACGACGUCACCCAACAAGACUUUAUGAAUAUACUAGUGAGGUACGAUCGCUGUGAGCAGCGAUAUGGUAAAUAAUUGAAUCGGUCUUUCGUUGGAAUUCUUAUUCCAAUUGCUGCCUGUACACACGAUUUACUACCUCAAGGAGGCCAUCACCGAUGAAUUAUCGAAUGAUAGAUACUAACGAAUGGGCAUGUAAUUGAAAUUGUUGCUGAAUACCAAAUGGUUGACGGCUGAUGUCAAUGUAAAUAAUAAGUAGUUAAUCAUUUAUUUAUGGUGUAUAUGGUGGGUUGCUGAACAAAGAGGAAAUGAGGAAAGCUGUGUGUUCCUAAGGGAGAAACGUAUGUUAAAUGGAAAUUCUCUCAAAAUUUCGACUACCAUAAUCUAUUAACAUAUCUCGAAAUUCAGAUGCAUUAAACGAUAGUUCAAAUCUCUGAUAAUUAAUUUAAUUAGCUUUGAUACCACAAAAAAUAUUAUUCUUCAUACUUUGUACUGCAUUUUUCAUUUGAGCUGAGUAACGUUUAUUGUCGGGGUACGUAGACUAUAAAGUACAUUCCAUUAUCUUUCGGUUUAUACAGUAAAUAAAAAUCCAGGAUAUUUUUUGAGUUGAAUUUUCGAUGGAAACACAGAUGGAUCAGUAAAUAAAGACCCCCGGAUAUUUUGUAAAAUGAAUUUUCGACGGGCAUGUAAACACUGAUGGAUAUCACAAAAUGAAUGAAAUAAAUCCAGACAAUGUUCCGAA